Messenger RNA from Mytilus trossulus (common blue mussel), 1657 nucleotides. RefSeq names its product E3 ubiquitin-protein ligase TRIM31-like. Bases 31 to 1437 code for a protein of 468 amino acids. The transcript is spliced from 2 exons. The record is from RefSeq and is a predicted model, not a curated record. NCBI's taxonomy places the organism in Eukaryota, Metazoa, Mollusca, Bivalvia, Mytilida, Mytilidae. Gene Ontology annotation, molecular function: ubiquitin protein ligase activity; zinc ion binding; protein binding.
AAUUAUUUCCCCAGAGCACGAAAUACAAAGAUGGCAGCAUCAUUUGAUAAAUUAUGUGGCCCGUGUGAAGCAAGACAUACAACAGAAAUUGCAGUUGUCUGGUGUAUUGAUUGCGAUGAUGGACUAUGUCUCCCUUGUUUGGAACACCACAAAGUCAGCAAAGCUAGCAAUAAACACCAUACCAUACCAGUUAGUAAGUAUGCAGAAGUGGAAUCAGUUUCCUCGUUAAUAAAGAUGGAGUGCGAAGAACAUCAUCAAAAAUUAACUUUUUUUUGUCAAGAUCACUAUUCCACUGCCUGUGCUCUAUGUAUACCAGAAAAGCAUAAACAAUGUACAUGUAUAAAACCCAUCGAACAACUUGCUCAUCAUGCAAAAACGUCAACAGAGCUGUUUGAAUUAGAGAAAGGACUUAAGGAGCUUUCUAAUACCCUUGUUGAACUUAAAACUCACAGACAGCAAAAUAUCGAAGAGUUGAGAGGCCAAAGAAAAAACAUUUUGGCAGAAAUUAAAUCUUUAAGAAAACAGCUUGAUACAUAUCUGGAUGAGUUGGAAUCUGAUUUGUUAAAGAAGUUAGAAAGUUUGAGCGACCAAAAUAUAUCCGAAAUAGACAAGUUACUUACAAAAUUAAAGGACAAAGAGACACAAAUUAAAAGUCUUGGAGAGUCAAUUUGUCAAAUCAAAGAAACAUUAUCCGAUGUUCAAGUCUUUUUAGCAACAAAAAGUGUUGGUGAAAAGUUGCACGAAGAACAAGAAUGGAUUUCAACUCUAUGUAACCAGGAGGUAGCUAAAGAGUCAAUUCUAGAACUAUCUACUGAUUCACAACUAAAACAUUUAUUAACCGACCUGAAAUGCUUUGGCACAGUACAGAUUGCCAGAAAUCCUUGUCAAGUUAAAGUAGAAGCCUGGGAGCUUCUUAAAGCACAGCUUAAUGUUCCGGUAACUGUAGUAAGAGAUAUUAACCAGACAGAACUGGAACUAAUAAGAGAGAUUUCUUUUGAUGAUGAAUCAUUUAUAAGAGAUUGCAUUAUUGUCAGUGAUGGGAGAAUGAUUUUUGCAGAUAUCACGAAUAAUAAUGUAUUAGUUUAUACUCGUGAUGGACAGCCGUUGAAGACAAUCAGUGUUGGCGAAUCUCCGUUUGGAUUAGCUGUGAUACACACCAAUACUGUGGCGGUCACUUGUCGUGAUGAACAAUCAAUAAACAUAGUAAAUAUCGAUGAAGGUGUUGUAAAACAAAAGAUAAAUGUUGGGAAACCUUGUUCUGGUUUAUCAUACAACAAUGACAAUCUGUAUGUUCUCGUCACGAAAACAGGGAUAAUGGAAUUUGAUUUAUUUGGAAAUCUUAAGAGAACAAUUCUGGUAGAUGUUCCAAGUGAAGAGUGUUACAUAUCUUUUUAUAAAGACAAGUUUUGUUACACAAGUAACAAUAAGGCCAAAUAAAAAAGCAUGUGUGUUUCCUGUUUCCCUACCUACCCUAUAUUUUAAGCUUAGAAAUAGCCUACCCUAAAGUUUUUUUGGUCAUUUUUCAAUAAGCACUGUUAAAGUCAGGAUUUCUCUCCCAUAGACUCAAUGUAAAAAAAAAUGGUAAAAUGAAAAAAAAUCCCUACCUACCUACCCUAUUUUUUUCAAAGAGGAAACAGGAAACACACAUAUUAUUUUA